Molecule: messenger RNA, 1593 nt
Organism: Chlorella variabilis
Lineage: Eukaryota; Viridiplantae; Chlorophyta; Trebouxiophyceae; Chlorellales; Chlorellaceae
Exons: 11
Coding region: 1-1593 (530 amino acids)
Source: RefSeq, a predicted model, not a curated record
AUGCGGCAAACAGCGCAGUACCCUCCAGGCCUGGCCCAGUGCACUUCCACCUCGCCCUACGUUGGCUUUGAGGGCCAGCUGACUGAGUUCGAGCACGAUGUCAGCGGCACGGUGCGCAUCGUGGACGACUGCACUUUUGAGGUCUAUGGCUUCACCUAUGACGGCCAGGGCCCCAAAGUGUGGUGGUGGGGCGCCCCUUCCACAGACAACGGGGACAUCCGCAGCGAGGGCCGCCGCAUCGUGCCUGGCCAGCUGACCCGCGGCUACGACGGGGAGACGGCCACCUUCACCCUGGGCGACGGCAUCACGUUUGACGACUUCUCGGUCAUCAGCCUGUGGUGUGAGGAGUUCUUCGCAGACUUUGGGCACGUGGAGCUGCAGCAGGUCAGAUCUGAGACCCCCGUGCCCGACUCGCCGCAGCCUGAGCCCGAAGCGCCUGAGCCAGAGCCCCCUGCCUCUUCUCCCCCCUCCCCCGAGCCCUCUCCCGCUGGGGAGCCCGCCCCAGCGCCCGGUCCUGCGGCUGGAGCCGACUUCGACCUUGCCAACUGCGUUGAGCUGCUGCCCGGCUAUUUCAACCUUCACUGGGAGGUCGUCGACUCCCAGCUGGUGAUCGGGUUGGAGGGGCGCGUGGGCGGCGACAACCGCUGGCUAGCCUUUGGCUUCUCCGCCGCCAACGCCACCGACGUCACCAUGCCCGGCUCCGACGUGGUCGUGGGCGGCAUGAUCGGCGGCGAGUGCUUCGCCUUUGACUACAUGCUGCAGAGCCGUCUGCAGUGCAGUUACACCGAGCGUGGCGGCGUGUGCCCCGAUUUCGGCCUGUCGGGAGACCCGGCCACCAACCAGGUGGAGCUGUUGGGGUGCAGCAAGGUGGGAGAGGUGCUGGCGGUGACGCUGACGCGCCCACUGGCGGCCAGCGACGCCUGGGACCGCGCCUGGCCGCUCGACGGCUCCGGCUUCCCGGUGUGGGCAGUGGGCCCCGUCAGCGAGGGCAGCAACGUGACGGAGCCGGUGGUGCUCUACCACCGCAUCCAGCUCCCGGGCCUGGCGGCAGAAGAAAGCGUGCACGCCCCCGUGGGGCAAGGCUACCGCCUCGACCUCGGCGCCGCCUCCCCGCCCUCCUCCUGCCGCCCGCUGCUGGCAGAGGCGGGGGCGCCGGCGGGGGCGCCGACGCCGGGCGCGGCGCCCGCGGCCGCGCCGCGCACGCCCGUGGCGACGCUGUCGGGCGUCGCCGAAUUCAACGUGACGGAAGGAGCCAACCCCAACUACCCCAACCCGCCUGGGUGGGGAGUGUCUUACCAUAUCAACCAGCAGGAGUCGCCCGUUCUGAGCGUCGUGCGCGGCACGCCCUACACCUUCAGAGUCAUGGCGGGCCCCAACCAUCCUUUCUACCUGACCGACAGCAUCGUGGGUGGCGGCUCCUUCAGCGGCUUUGCCAACGAGACGAUCUAUGGGGGAGGCGAGGAGGCACACGGCACCGAGGAGGCUCCAUUCCUGCUGGAGUGGAUGCCAGACGCCACCACCCCCGACCUGCUGUAUUACCAGUGCACGAUCCAUAUGAAGCUUGGGUGGCGGGUGCAGGUGGCGGACGCAUGA